This is a messenger RNA of Didymodactylos carnosus, 1755 nucleotides long. The record is from the annotation of a GenBank genome assembly. NCBI's taxonomy places the organism in Eukaryota, Metazoa, Rotifera, Eurotatoria, Philodinida, Philodinidae.
AUGAGUGAUAGAACGUUUAGUCUUGAAGAAGUGAUACCAGUCAGUUCAACAAUAGUCGAUCGUACGGUAUCAAUACUUGACCGAACAAGCAAUUCAGAAGAUCAAUCAUUUGAAUGUUCUAUUGAACAUUUACCAUUUUAUCGCUCAGUUGAAAGUGAUUUAUUACUAAUGAAACAAUAUUUAUUUAAAAGAGGUUUAAAUGAACAUGAAAUUGUUUCACAAGAAGAAAUUGUUAUUAACGCUUUAAAGGAAUCAUUAAAUCAAUUUAUUCAAAUUGAAAAAGAUAAAAAUGAUAAUCUAAUAAUAACUAUUGAUAAUAUUAUGAAUGAAUGUGAUCAUUUAAAUCAUUUACUUGAAUUAGAAUGGACUAUUGAAAAACCACAUGAUGGUUUAACAAUAUUUGAACAAAUGAAACGGGCAAAUAAUCUACUUGAAUCAUCAAAACAUGUGUUAAAAACAAAAACAACAGAAAUAAAUGAAUUACGUAUCCAAGAAGAAAAAUUAUGUCAAAAAUUAAAUGAAGCAAUAGUUGAAUUUGAUAAUGAAGAUGAAACACCAUUUGCAAGACGAAAAACAGUAUUAGAAAAUCGCAUUCAUGAUUUAACAAAUUUUCAGGUUGAAAGAUCCUCUCAUGUCAAACAAUAUCGUGAACAACUACAUCAAAUGAAAAUUGAACUAGAACUUGAUAAUAAUUAUAAUUUAACAGCAGAUAACAGUAAUGAUAACAAUAAUAUUGCGUUACUAAGAUUGAUUGAUGAACCAUUUGAAACAAUUGAAUUAUCAAAAGCAAAUGUAUCCAAUUUACAAACAUUGGCAAAUGAGCUUGAUGCACGAUAUCAAAAGAAUAAAACAAAAGGUGAUCAACUCGUUGAACAAUUAACAGCAUUAUAUGACCGAUUGAACAUGAACGAAAUAGAUCAAGAAAUUAAAUUACCAAUUGAUAACCCUCAUCGACCAUCGAAUUUGAUAAAACUUGAAAACGAAAUUGAACGUUGUAAAGAUAUUCGUCGACAAAAUAUGAAAACAUACAUAUUGAAUAUACGAGAAGAAAUAUUUGUACAAUAUGAAAAAUGUUUUUAUAGUAGAGAGCAGAUGGAACUAUUCCAGGGAUUAUACUCAAACGUUUUUAAUGAAGAAACACUUGAACAACAUGAAAAGGAACUUGAAGAAAUGAAAACAUAUUAUAAUCGAAAUGAACAAAUUUUUAUUGAACUACAUCGAUGGUUAGACGCAUGGGAAGAAUAUAAAAAUGCAAUUAUUGAAGAAAAAGAACGUCGUCAUAUUGAAACAACAUUGAAAAAGGCACAAGAAAAUGUUUUAACGUUAGCUGAUGAAUAUGAACAAACACAUGGUCAUUCAUUCCAUGUCGAUGGUAUUUCUAUUAUCGAUUUUUUUACACAUGAGAAAGAAAAUUAUUCACAAGAAAAAGAAUUAGAAAAGGCACGAAAGCAAUUGGCACGUGGACAAACACCAGUUUUGACGAACACCCAACAAAGUGUUAAACGACAACUAGCACAUACAGAAGUGAUGAAGACACCUAGUAAACAACAACAACCUGAAGUGAAGCCGGCAACGCCCUUUCGUCCGUCUAGUGCAAUGAGCAAUAAACGUUUUCCACCAUUGCAACCACAACAGAACAAAGUUCGUUUAAUGGAAAAGAAUAAGAAAUUGUACUAUCAUGAAAAACAAUCACAAGUAAAUUGUCCCUAUGAAAAACAUGAUUCUAUCUUGAAUCAACAAGAUAAAGAAGUGUAG